Messenger RNA from Elgaria multicarinata webbii, 9021 nucleotides. It is a transcript of the gene MICAL2, whose product is annotated as microtubule associated monooxygenase, calponin and LIM domain containing 2. The transcript has 36 exons. Gene Ontology annotation, molecular function: FAD binding; protein binding. Bases 234 to 5966 code for a protein of 1910 amino acids. The record is from RefSeq and is a predicted model, not a curated record. Lineage: Eukaryota; Metazoa; Chordata; Lepidosauria; Squamata; Anguidae.
CAAGCGAGGAGGAAGCAGGAGGUGGUGGUGGUGGUGGUGGUGGUAGUGGUAGUGGGGAUGUGCCUGACUCCCAGGGAGCAGCAGAGCCGCGGCCGGAGCGCUUCUUUCCCACCCCGCCCCCCGGGUUUGCCGGCUUCUCCCCCCGCCUGAACGAACAUGCGGAGUUCGGCUCUGGAUGUAACUUGCUUGGAAAAUCUUGAUAACAUCCUUCAGAUGAACCUCAGCCUAAGAGUAUGCCAUUAGGAUAUUCUGCUCUUUCUUCUUGGAACAUGGGGGAAAAGGAUGACAAGAAAUGUAACCAAGCUGGCCAAAUAUUUGAAAACUUUGUCCAAGCCUCAACAUGCAAAGGUACAAUUCAGGCCUUUAAUAUUCUCACUCGUCAACUUGAACUAGAUCCUCUGGACAACAGGAACUUUUAUACAAAACUUAAAUCAAAGGUGACCAGUUGGAAGGCCAAAGCUUUGUGGAACAAGCUAGAUAAAAGAGCAAGCCAUAAAGAAUAUAAGCGUGGAAAAUCUUGUGUGAACACGAAGUGUUUGAUCGUUGGAGGUGGCCCCUGUGGUUUGCGGACUGCCAUAGAACUCGCCUUUCUAGGAGCCAAAGUUAUUGUUGUGGAGAAAAGAGACACCUUUUCAAGAAACAAUGUGCUUCACCUCUGGCCUUUUACUAUUCAUGAUCUUCGAAGUCUGGGAGCAAAAAAGUUUUAUGGAAAGUUCUGUGCGGGAUCCAUUGAUCAUAUUAGCAUUAGGCAGCUUCAGCUUAUCCUCUUCAAGGUUGCACUGAUGUUGGGAGUUGAAAUCCAUGUGAAUUUAGAAUUUGUGAAAGUUCUGGAACCUCCUGAAGAUCAAGAAAAUCAAAAAAUAGGUUGGAGGGCUGAAUUUCUUCCAAUGGAUCAUCCCUUGUCAGAAUUUGAAUUUGAUGUCAUUAUUGGUGCUGAUGGCCGCAGAAACACUUUGGAAGGCUUUAGGAGGAAGGAAUUUCGUGGGAAGCUAGCUAUUGCUAUCACUGCCAACUUUAUAAACAGAAAUACAACUGCAGAAGCUAAGGUGGAAGAGAUCAGUGGUGUUGCUUUCAUCUUUAAUCAAAAAUUCUUCCAAGAUCUGAAAGAAGAAACAGGUAUUGACCUGGAGAAUAUUGUUUACUAUAAAGAUAGCACCCAUUAUUUUGUGAUGACUGCAAAAAAGCAGAGCCUUCUGGACAAGGGAGUCAUUAUUAAUGAUUAUAUUGAUACUGAAAUGCUACUUUGUGGGGAAAAUGUAGACCAAGACAAUCUACUGUCCUACGCAAGAGAAGCCGCUGAUUUUGCAACUGAUUAUCAGUUGCCUGCCUUGGAUUUUGCAAUUAAUCACUACGGGCAACCAGAUGUGGCCAUGUUUGACUUUACUUCCAUGUAUGCCUCUGAAAAUGCUGCAUUAAUACGAGAAAGGCACAGACAUCAGCUGUUGGUUGCUCUUGUUGGAGACAGCUUAGUAGAGCCAUUCUGGCCAAUGGGCACCGGUUGUGCAAGAGGGUUUCUGGCUGCAUUUGACACAGCAUGGAUGGUGAAAAGUUGGGCACAAGAAAAGACUGUGCUAGAAAUCCUUGCAGAAAGAGAAAGCAUUUAUAGACUCCUACCCCAGACGACACCUGAAAACAUCACUAAGAACUUUGACCAAUACACCAUUGACCCUGCAACACGGUAUCCAAAUCUGAACUCCAGCUGUGUUAGGCCUCAUCAGGUGAAGCAUUUGUACAUUACAAAUGAGCUGCAACCAUGCCCUCUGGAAAGAGCAAACACCAUUAGAAGAUCAAUUGGUCUUUCAAGACAUGAAUCUGAUAUAAGGCCAAACAAGCUUUUAACUUGGUGUCAGAAACAGACAGAAGGAUACAGGAAUGUUAAUGUCACAGAUCUCACUAGUUCAUGGAGGAGUGGCCUUGCUUUAUGUGCAAUUAUGCAUCACUUCAGACCUGACCUCAUUGACUUUGAUUCCCUGAAUGAAGAAGAUGCAGUCAAAAACAACCAGCUGGCAUUCGACAUUGCUGAGCGAGAGUUUGGAAUUCCUCCCGUAACUACUGGGAAAGAGAUGGUGUCUGCUGGAGAGCCUGAUAAACUCAGCAUGGUCAUGUACCUCUCAAAAUUCUAUGAGCUAUUUAGGGGAACACCUCUGAGAGCAGUGGGUACUAUGGACAAGCAGAAUGGAGAAAGAAGUGAUAUUUCUUCGUCAAAAUCAUCCAACUUCAUCUUUAAUAAUUACAUCAACCUAACCUUUCCAAGAAAGAGAAUACCUAAAGCCGAAGAAAAUGAAACCAGUAAAAGGCGCCGCAAAAGUCUUAUGAAUUUUGAAGAGUUGCAGUCUUCAAGUUCUUUGAAUCGAGGAACAAAUUCUGGUAACCAAGUCGGGGACGUAAAAGAAGCAAUAAAUCGAAACAAAGUGAAGUCUAUGACAACUCAGCUCUUAGCCAAGUUUGAAGAAAAUGCUCCCAGUGUUUCACUACGUAGGCAGGAGCUAGUAGAUAAACCAGCUUUGCACCUCUCUUCCGAAUCUCCUGUAAACCCUCGCUUUGCUAAACCCAAGGAGCCAACCUGUAACCCACCACCUUCACCAAAACGUCAGUUUCAGGCAGUAGCUAGGGCCGACCGCACGGUCAUGGAGCCCACGCAGUCUUUGCCUGGUGCUCCUCCAGUGGCCAAGCAUUUGCGAUGUAUAGAGCGAACUGAGCUGAAACCCAACCUGUCUGAAACCCUUGCGUCUUCCUGUCCUGCUGCAUUUGCACUCUCUGGUGUGCUUCUACGCCUUCAACACGUGGAGGAAAAAUAUAAUCAGAAGAGAGCUCAGUCCUUAGCAAACAGAGAAUUUCAUAAAAAGAGCAUUAAAGAGAAAGCCGCUCAUCUUGCCACAAUGUUUGGCUGUGUCGACCUCCCAAAGAAUAAACUUCCUACUAAAGGUCUCUCCCAUUCUCAGCUCCCAACUCCCUCUUGCCUUCCAUCUCAUGAUUCAGCUGCUUCCUCUUCAUCCAUUGACUCUGCUUCCCCUGCCGCUCAUUCUAAAAAGAUGACUGUAGGGAAAGUAUCACAAGGAAUUGGUGCUGUGGCGCAAGUUCUUGUCAAUCUGUACAUGAGUGAUCACAGGCCAAAUCCAUUGUCCACGUCAUUGCAACCGAAUGAAUCAGAGGAUGGAGCUGCUGCUUCUUUUUCUGCUACUGCUUCUUCUUCUACCACUCAAGCUUUUCCUUCUGCUACUCUGAGCUGUCAGGGUUCUCUGAAAAAAGAAUUUCCUCAGUCAAUAGGUGGGAGUGACAUCUGCUGCUUCUGUGAGAAAAGGGUGUAUGUCAUGGAGCGCCUGAGUGCAGAAGGCCGCUUUUUCCACCGAGAAUGCUUCAAAUGUGCCAUAUGUGCUACCACUCUCCGCCUGGCAAUGUAUGCUUUUGAUGAAGAAGAAGGCAAAUUUUACUGCAAGCUUCAUUUUGCACAAUGUAAAACAAAGAAUACGCAUAGAAAGAGGAGAGCCAUGUUAAAAAGUCAUGUAAAGGAGGAAGUGGAAUUGUGGAAGCAAGAAGAACCCAUGUCUGCAGACACCACCCCCGAAAGUGCUUUCGCUGCCAAUAGCAGCUCAGAGGACCUGUCCCCAGAUUGCUACAACCAUCCGACAGAUCAACCAACCUCCCCAAAGAAGUUCAAGAACAUCCCUGAACUCAACUGUAGAGGCAGGGGCCCCUCUGUGUCUUCUGAGUGGGCCUUGGUAAGAGUUACCCCAGAGGAAGAGAUGGCUGAACAUAACCUUCUAGCUGUUCGGGUUAUGGUCACCAGCGAUGGAAGCAGCUCAGAACUAGAACCUGAUUUUUAUGGCAAUUCAUCCAUUUCUGAAUUGAAUAAAGGGUUGUUGCCACUGCCUGAGCCAAGGAGAUAUCCUCCACCUUCACGAAGGCCUUUUCUGUUAAACGCAAGUUUGGUGAAAGGGGAAGAAUGCCAUGAAAAGUCCAAAGCUGCAAAUGCUCUACAACGAGCCCAGAGUCUUCGAGAUGCUUCUACUUCAAAAAAAUACCAGAACUGGAAGAAGAAAAUUCAAUCAAAUUUUCCUCUGCUGUACAGCAAGAAAAAUGGGCCAUCUUCAAGGGACGCCUCGGCCAGCAUUGAAAGUGAUUUUGAAAAUGAUCUUAUUGAGACAGAGCUGACGUCUCCCAACAGGAUUCCAAAAAUUAAAAGAGAGCAUUCCAAACCUCACAGCCAAGCAUUGAAAAUAAAAGGAAAAGCCACAGAUGAACCUGGAGAAAUCCCUUUCUACGUUCCCCAUUAUUCAUUUUAUAACUGCACAGAUACCUCUCCAAUGUCAUAUAGCAAAUCCUUUUGCCAUGUUGAUCAGAGUUCAGCUCCUGGUUACCCUAAGCAUGGAGUCAAAGACUACAGUGUUGAAGACCGAUAUUUAGGAAACAGGACAGUGAAUGGUGUGCAACUGACCUCAGGCUUGUUUAAGAAGAAUUCAGAUGUAUCCUCUGUAAAUCCUGAUGAGGGAGAUAAAACUGCUUCAAGGUCUGCCAAAGAGCGGCACGACAGACAUUUAAACAAAGCUAAAAGCAAGAUAAUGAGGAGGUUAUCCCUUUCGAUGGAGCAACAGCAAUCCAAGCUACUUGCUCUGAAUGACGCUAAGCAGGAUGGGACAAGAGUCAAAGAGCAAGGCCACACAAUUCCAGAAAUGAAGAAUGCCUCUUUUCAUAGCUAUGAGAACAUACCAAAGCAAUCUAACUGUGGCAGAUCUCUUAAGUUCACAGAUAGUCGUUCACCGAUUCUGUGUCCUGAACACAGACUUCCAAAGAAUGUUGAUAAUUGUCCCAAAGAACACAUGGCAGCCCAGCCUAAAUCGCCAUUGAGGCUAAUUGCCAAUGCUAUAAAGAAAUCCAUCAUAGAACCACUGAUUUCUCCUCCAGAAGGGUUGAAAAAGGGCCAGGACAUGCAUGCCAAACUUCCUUCAGAAAACACAUUCUUCAAUUUCCCUCAUCCCCUGGUUCACUCUGUAAGUCUAAAGAACAGCAAGAAUCAUGGGGAUGUUUUUGAGGUACAGGAGCCCCAUGUGUUGAGUAGUGCAAAAAAAGAACUUGGACUUGAACGUUCAGAUAUGUCUCAUUUUUCCAGCAGUCCAAGAGUGGAGUAUUCAUGUGAUGGCAAAUGUAUAUCUUUUCCUGUUUACAGUGUGCAUACUGUCCCUUCCAAGAGUCCUCAUAAAUCUGAAUAUUCUUCUUCUACCAAUGUGGAUGAUGUGCCAACCCUUCUAGAAAGAUUUACCCUUAAAGAGAACUUGUGGAGGACUUCCAAGGAUGAUUGGCAUGCUCAUAAUCAAAAGAACAUUCUUUAUUCCUCUCUGAGGCAUAAGAACAAAAACACUGAGGCCAUUUUAGAUAAUCCUGAACAGAGGAACAAUGUCUGGAACCUGUUCAGUAACUUCAGGAGUAAAGCUGAUGACAGAGUUAAACCCUCUUCUUUAAUGCCGGCAGCGUCACCCUGUACCAUCUUUGAUGUCGACGAAGUACUAAAUAAUUCUUCCAAAGGAGAACACUUGGGUUCUGAACGUCUACCUGUCAGAAAACGAGUAACUGACUAUUGUUCUUCAACUUCUUCUGAUGAAUUAGAAUACAAACCUUCAUUGCCACACAAGACAAAAAGGACUCUUAGAAGAAAUAGAAAGUUGGAAAAGGAAACAAAGCAACUGGUUAAACAAGAAGAACUAAAAAGACUUCAUAAAGCACAGGCUAUCCAGCGGCUACUGGAAGAAGUGGAGGAGAAGCAGCGAGCUCUGGAGGUGUAUGGUGUCCAACUAGAGAGGGAACUACGAGGAGAAUCAGAUUCAAGCACACAAGAUGAAACUCAGCUGCUACACGAAUGGUUUGAGUUGGUGUUGGAGAAGAAUAAAUUAAUGCGCUAUGAAUCUGAACUGCUGAUCAUAGCCAAAGAGCUGGAAUUAGAGGAUCAUCAAAACUCACUGGAGGAGAACUGAGACAGAAAAAUGGGCCACUGAUGGUGCUAAGUGAUGAACAUGAAAUAUGUGAUGAUAAGAGGCAGAAGAAAGCUGAAGCUUGGGGGAGCAGAAGAUGGUGAAAAAAAGAUGAAAAGCAGUAUUUUGAAAAGUUGAAACUAUCUCAGGGGUACAAGGACAUACUCGAUCUCCACGCAAAUUUUGUCUGAACAUGAUGGUGAACACCAUUAACGCAAGAUUAUGGUUAAAAUCUUAUUGUAGAGGAAAGAACAGUGUGAUCACUAUAACUCCAAAGGGAAGGAGUGAUGUUCCUAUUAAACAUGAUUAAAACAGCUUUUUUCUUCUUACAUUACAGUACAUGCAAAAAGAGUAAAUGAAAUCUAUGUGUGCCUUAUCUGAUAUGCUUCCCUUGUGGAAAUGACAUCAGAAGUGUUCGUUGUUUUUCAUGUCCUGGAAUUUUAAUACUAAGUGUUCUUGAAAGUUGUAGAUCUAUAGCACUGCUUCAGUUUUUCUUGAGAGUAUAGCCCUUCUAUCCAUCUUUCUAUAUUUGUGUACAUGUCCUAUAUAUGUUUUCUUUACAGAAAAUUGUUCCAGUUUUUAAAGCAAGCAUCACCAGAAUACCAAUAUGUUAUCCUUCAAAGUUAAUUCUUGUAAUGGAGGGUAUUUUUGUGAUUAUAGAUUAUAUAUAUAUAGUGUAAAUAAGUAGCCGGGAAAGUGUCAGCAGUGUUGAGCAGAUAUAAUUUACAAGAUGUGUUUACAAGGUAGAUGGUACUGCGUAUAUUAAAUGGAGCUUUAGUACAGUGGUAAAUAUUUACAAUUUGUAAAACUGUAACUUAAUAUCAAAGGGAUAUUUUAGCAAUAAAUAUGUAGAGGGAUCAAGUGAACCUUUUGCAGCUGGCAGAAAUAUUACUGCGAUAGUUUUUUUGAGGUACUUUGUCACUAUGUAAUCUUUAGUUGGGUAUAAAAAAAUUGUGGCACUCAAUGUUACCACUUAAAAAAUGGCUAAAUCCUUUUUGUACGAUGCUGACAGUAUUCACAAGGCCAUCUGUAAAGAUGUAUAAGCUAUACUUCUGCUGCUGAAGAUAAAUGCAUAAAUAAUAUUUUCCAGAUUGAUACUUUGCGAAAUCAGCUUGCAAUGCUCCUGCUUUGUUCACUGAAACUCUCAGAAAACACUGGAUGUUCUAUGCGCUGAACUUGAAAAAAAUAUGCCUCGAACAACAUUUAUCACUCUUCUUUGAACUGCUUUGAAAGUUCAUUGAUUUUUUGUAGUUGAUUUUUUUUAAUUGUAUGAGGGACCUGGGACAACAUAGGGAUGGUUCCGAAAUAUUCUUUUUUGUCUUUCACUCUAACAGGAAAAAUCAAGCCAGCGAUUAAUUAUGGAAAAGGUUCUUAAAUGCUGGCUGGCUGCCUCUGGCUGACCAAUAGCAAGUGUAUGCAUAAAAGUGAGUAAAUCUCUAGUGUGUAAUUGAGGGGUGGGCAACUAUGCGAGGUCUGAGGCCAUUUUCACACACCUUUGGCCACCACAUUCUGUGGAGUGCUGCACACUCAUGGGGCACACCCUCAAAAAGAGAAAAAGAAAAAGAAAAACAUUGCUGGUUUGCUGUUGAAAUUUAGUGGCAAAUUUGAUAGCAAAUCACUUUGUAAUGCUAUAGAACACUACACGGGUUAAAUUUAGCUUAUAGCCCGCCCACCCCACCCACCCACAUAAGCAACCUGUGGAGCUGUGUUUUCCACACUGUUCUAAUCAAAGAGCAGAAAAUAAAUUCUAUUCUGUUACAAAUUAUGCAUAACCUAAUUUUGUAAAAUAUAACAAAAACUAAGGUCCUGUUCAGACAAUCUUGGUUUAGAAGCCACAGCGAUGCCUAUUCCCAAUCCUGUUUGAGCACAAGAGGAGACUGAAAGUAUGUUUUCAGUUUAGAACAAACUGCUGUUCCCUUUUAAAGUGAACUGUUGGUGCAUGUGGUUGUUUUUAACCAACUUUGGUUAGAACAAACUGGCAUUCCCUGCGUUCGUAUGUAAUGUGGAACUGCAGUUUGCUCUCAAGCCAAAGUGGGUGCUUUUUCUCUCCUCCUGCACAUGAAAAGGAGCAUGUGGCUCAUACCUCUUCCUCCCCCCUAUUUCCACCCCCCAGUUUAUACCUGAUCAUUUUAGACCCUAAGAAUCCUAUUAAGAAACAUGGAAAUGCCUCUGAAGGUGGUAGAGAAAAUAAGAUUGUGUUUUUUCCAAUAUGUACUUAUUUUUGCGUGAUGUUUACAUAGAAUGGCAACUUAUAUUUAUCCUUUGGUGUUUACUUUUCUGUUUUGGUCAGUAAGUGAAAUACCAAUAAUGAAUAAUGAUAGAACAAAGCUGCUUUAUUGUGUAAGACAGGAUUAUAUCAGAUUUAUUUUUUAGAGAUGUACAGUGUCUGAAUUUCUCACUUGUACUUAAUAAGAUGCAAUUUCCUCAUAAUAUAUGUGCAUUUUGAUCUACUGCAUUAUUGUGGUAUAAGCUAUUUUCCGUGGUGGUAUUAAAAAUAUAUGAAAACUAACUUUAUAUUUGGAUAAUUUGAGUGCUUAUUGUUUGUGUAAGGAAAUAUAUGCAUAAUACAGCUUUGUAUUUUUAAUCAAAGUGGCUUAAACGUUCUCAGGAGUAAACAAGACUUUUCUGUGACCAAUGAAGUCACAGAAUAUUGCAGUCUGGGAAAUGUUUAAUGGAAUUGCAGGUUCCUAUUGGUUUGCAUAAAGGUUUCUGUCUUCAGUGAUCACUGAUGAAACAAGAAGCAGUGAAGUCACAGUUGAAUCUGGGUGGUGUCCAACUAACCCACUGUGAUGGGACAGCUUCUGUCAGUGGAAUGGGGAGAUUAUCCCUCUCCCUGCAGCUCAUGCUCAGAGCAUUAGAGGACUCUGUGGAAUAGGUUUUGGGGAGGCUACAGUGGGGAGUGCAAGAAAGGAAAUUCCCAUUGUGCAAGUGGAAGUCUGCUUGUCCUUGUUUUCCUUCUGCAAGUGGAAAAGGCAUUUUCCCAUUUCCUUAUUAUUGCUAUCUCUGUGUGUGGGGAAAGUCAGUACAGUACAUAGGAAAGUGAAUGCAUUUUCUUAAU